Molecule: messenger RNA, 6537 nt
Organism: Hemibagrus wyckioides
Lineage: Eukaryota; Metazoa; Chordata; Actinopteri; Siluriformes; Bagridae
Gene: lrch4
Product: leucine-rich repeats and calponin homology (CH) domain containing 4
Exons: 18
Coding region: 247-2367 (706 amino acids)
Molecular function (GO): protein binding
Source: RefSeq, a predicted model, not a curated record
UCACUCUCUCUCCAGAUUGACAGUUAGCUGCGCGCGUGCCUCCUCCUCCACCUCCUCAGAUAACUUUACGGAGCCACACCAACGCUGGAUUUUUUUUUUUUUUAAUCCAUCGCUUCCGGAUAAUAAUCUCAGCGUCGUGAAAGCUUUCCGCUCUCUGGAGGUAAUACCUGAGGAAAUGAGAAUUUAGGAGGGUGCCCUAACGCGACGUGAAAAGGCCAGAGUAAAGGGGGUUGAAGUGUUGUGUUCAUGGCUGCUGGGGAUGGGGCGCAGCUGCCGGCGACACUAGCGGCCAGCAGGAGCGUGGAGAAGGCGCUGGAGGAGGCGGCGGCCAGCGGAGCGCUCGUGCUUUCCAACCGCAAACUCAAGGAGUUUCCGCGUACAGCUCGGAAUUACGACUUAUCCGACAUUACACAUGCAGACCUGUCGAAGAACCGGCUGUGUGAGGUGCCAGAGGAUUUGUGCCAGUUCAUCUCUCUGGAGACACUCAGCAUCUAUCACAACUGUGUGCGCUCAGUCCCCUCCACCCUCUGCCAGCUACAGGCUCUCACCUACCUCAACCUCAGUCGAAACCAGCUGUCCAGUUUGCCCAUGUCCGUAUGUGAGCUCCCACUGUUGCGAGUGCUCAACAUCAGCAACAACAAGCUACCAGUCCUUCCUGCUUCCAUACACAGACUUACAAAUCUCCGGCAACUGGAUGUGAGCUGUAAUGAGCUGCAGUGUUUGCCGGUGGAACUGGGUCAGCUGGAGGGUUUACGGGAUCUGAACUUGAGAAGAAAUCAGCUGACGACACUGCCAGAGGAACUGGCGGAGUUGCCAUUGGUCCGUCUGGAUGUCUCCUGCAACAGAAUCUCCCACGUUCCCGUGUGCUAUCGACACUUACGGCAUCUUCAGCUCAUCUCACUGGAUAACAACCCUCUGCAGAUGCCCCCAGCGCAAAUCUGCUCCAAAGGGAAGUUCCACAUUUUCAAAUAUCUAAACAUGGAGGCAUGCAAAAGGAGCCAGGACCAGCUGGAGAGAGCUCUGCGGCCCAGUGGCUUCAGCAGCUGUCUUUCAGAUCAGGAGCUGUUCCUUGGUCAGUAUGGAGGUCUGGACUCUGGCUUCAACAGUGUAGACAGUGGCAGCAAGAGAUGGUCUGGAAAUGAGUCGGCUGACGAUUUUUCAGACAGAUCUUUGCGAUUGACGGAAAUUUCCCGUGAGCUCCACAGGGAAGAAGACGAGAGGAGCACGUUGCUGCAUACACCCAAAGUGAAUGGAGAGGUAGAGCAGGUGGAUUUCAUCGACAGCAGUUUAACAGAAGAGGAUGAGGAAAGCUGCAAACCAGACACUCCCAGACCUCCAAAGUCAUCACUCGCACAGGAGAAGACUGAAAGCAGGUCCACGCCCUCACAGAGCCCUGAUUCUGUUGGAAGCAGGAGGAGUGUUGGCAGUGACUCGGGCGAUGCGGGCUCUCCAUCCAGUCCCACACUGGAGGAGAAGAAGAGGCCUGGCACGCUGCAGCUCUGGCAGGAGAGGGAGCGUGCACAGCAGCAACAACGAGAGCGUUUUCAGAAGACAGUAGUGAAAACAGGAAGUCAGUCAGCAACAACAGGCAAACAGGCAGGAACAGGAAGCGUCUCGUGUGGCGACUCUACAGAGAGCAGUGCUACUGUUAAUGGGCUCCGCCAAAGAUCAGUGACUAUGGAUCAGAUUCCUCCAGUAUCCCUGCAGCGCUCAACAAGCCGCACAGAUGUGCCCUGUUCUGCUAAGCCAUGUUCUCCGACUGGCGCCGCUGCCAAACCCAACAGCUUCCUCUUCCGUGCCUCUUCACGCUGCAACGUCAAGACUUCAGGAUCACUGCAGUCUCUGGCUGAGUCAGGUCGCAGCGAGUCUCGAUCCACGCUCAAAUCACCACGAGAGGAGAGAGCAGAAAUCUCCCAGUUACGUAAGUCCCUGGAGUCUUCUCUGAAGAUCACCCUCCCAGACGAUCUCGGUGAAUCCUUGUCCAACGGCAUCACCCUCUGCCAGCUAGCCAAUCACGUACGCCCUCGGUCGGUGUCAAUCAUCCACAUCCCCUCCCCUGCUGUGCCAAAACUGAGCGCCGCUAAGUGCCGUCUCAACGUCGAAAACUUCCUCGCUGCCUGCCGAAAACUGGGCGUUCCUGAGACGGAGGUGUGUCUAGCGUCUGAUAUCCUCUGCAGUAAGCUGCGUGCAGUGCAGCGCUGUGUGGAUUCUCUCUUGUCGAUAGGAGGUGGAGAGGAGUUGAAGGAGGAGAUGAAAGCACACACUCCCCCUCUCUCUCCCUUCUCCCUCGUGCCCACCGGCUUCUUGCUCUUCUACUGCCUCGUCAUGGGCCUGCUCUACCUGCUCUACCACCACCUUACUGCAUAAAGCGCAUACGUGUGUGUGUGUGUGUUUACAUGAGAGCAUGUGUCUGAUCUAAUCAGUGUGUGUGCUUCCACGUAAUUAAUAAGGCUUCGCAGCAGUGCACUUCCACGCUAUGGCGCUCGAGGCAUACGCUACCUAGACGGAGAUAAGCGCCAUGAGUAGAGCUAGCCGCACUGCCACCCAGACAGCCUGCCAACUGCACGCAUACACACGCAUACACCACGUAGUUCUGUUACAUACUGUAAGCUGCAGUGAAUAGAUGCGGAACCAACACAGAGGUUGUUUUUAUGCUGUAUCUGUCUUAAGCAGAAAUGUAUAUAAAAAUGCUUAAUACUGUUUAAGUUUAUGGACAGAGAGACUUUGUGGGAUUGCAGUUUUUUUUUGUUUUUUUUUAACUCUGAAUGACAAAAGCAUUUUAUAUAUAAGCUUCCCAGACAAAAAAAAAAAAAAAAGCCUCAUCUGUCAUUUUUUCUCCCUAAUACUUGGCUACGCCUUGCUUCACCUUCAAAACAGCACCAAUCCGGUUAGGUGUGGAAACCAGCAGAACCUUCUGUCAGUGUUAGACCACCUGCACUUACUGGGUGCAACCCUGCAUAGACUUCUUUAAUAUUUCACCUGCUGUUUUAAAGAGUGCCACAAGAUUUUUUUCUGCAUGCUUUUUCCGAGACACAUAAAGUCAGUCGCUGUAUCUUUUAGAACCGUUGCUCAUGCUAUAUCACAGUGCAGCCGAACACAUCAGAGGAAAGAGCUUCCUGCACUCUUCCCAUUGUCGCUCUGAGUGACAGGCUAGAGAGUAACACCAUCACUCCCACCUAGACAUCACAGCCAGUUUUGCUUUCUAGGACUCAUGGCUGUGGUAUCACUGAGAUUUGAAUUUUUAAUCUUCCCUUUCUGUUGCAUCCCUAGUGAGCCAAAUGGCACAAAAAUUCUGUGCAGAGAUCCCUACAUCUAGCUGUAAUUCAGACAAAAUUCAAAUUCUCUAUAAGGAAAGGACAUUUUUAAUUCACAUCGACUUCAUCUAAGCGAACGGAAAGGGCAGGCAAGGUCAGUAAUGAAACUUUAUUGCUUACAUGCUGUCAUCACGAACACAUCCUGACCCGUGCUAGGAUCUUUUGUGGAAAAUUCCGAUAUUUUUCUCUCUGCUUGCUAAGAUUUUCUUGUUAGCAGUGUUGGCUCCUCUGUCUAAGGGAUUGAGGUGAUUUUGCAGGCGAGUGUCCGAAUGCGCUAUCACGCUUGUUGAUUUGUUCCUGUGAGUGUCAGGCUUGUGUUCUGCUUGAACCUGAAGCACCAAACCUUCAGAAUCUGGCCGGCGAACUGACCAUGAUUUAAAGAUGAGUUAUCUCUCGUCUUUGUGCUGCUAUUGAUGGUUGAGGUUUUUUUAUUUUUUUUAUUUUAUUUGUCUGGGGAGCUUAUUAAAACCCUUAAAACUAUGCUUACCAUCACAGCCAGACGAUCUUAAUCAGAAUGAGUCUGUUUUAAAAGUGGUAUUUACCUGUUGAUUUGUAGCCACUUCCCAAAGGGCUUUGCCACCGCUUUGCCUUAGCUUACACACGGAAUUGAGCUUUGAGGAUUGGUUUAGUGUUUGUAUGUGUCCCUGGGGAAGAGAGUGUUUUAUACCAGUUUAUUUAGCCACCGGCACAAAAUGUAAAAUCCGCUCACAUCUUGUUCAAAGGGCUUUAAAUUUUUAACCACUUUGUCUCAGUGCUUGCAAAUGUAAGUGCCUGCAAUGUCUAACCGAAGCUACUGUUACAAACUGUCCAUUCCAGUCUCUCUGACCCACUGCAUGCGUGUCAUUUAACACAUUAGAACGGUGUGUCUGAAUGCAUAUCAAAGCCACUGUUCCCAUUUGUUCAGAGAUAUUCAAUCCGGAUAUUUCUUUCAAAUAUGGAAGUUCGAGAGACUGGAAUGAAAUGUUUGUUGAUCGUUUCUCCGUUUCGUUCUGUUGACUGUGACCACCAGGGGGCAGUAGUGUUGCACAACUGCACUCAAAUCUAUACGUCUUAUGGUACCGAAGUAAUGUUUCUGAGUUCUGAUAAUGUCUCAGAGCCCUGAUGUUGUAUGUAUGUAUGUAUGUAUGUAUGUAUGUGUACUGUUUUAGUUGCUUGCUAUGUAAAAUUAAGUUAUUGUUUAUUUAUUCAUGCAUUCCUGUGUCAAGCAGAAGUAUUGGGGAAACACGGCCUCACUGAACAAUCAUUCUUAAAUACACAGGUUGUGUACUGGUCUGGAAAUACUGAGCCUCAUGACAAAUGCAAGAACAUUUUCUACGUCAGUUAAUAUCAACUCCUAUCAUUUGUGUGUGUGUACAUAUAUAAUAAACACACACAAACAAAAACAGAGAAUGCUAAUGAAUGCUGUAAAUUCUUCCCAGUGGAACAACAUCCCAUUAAAACCUUCUUAAGCUUCUUUUUAAAUGCCUCAGUAAUGUUGGUUUUAGGCCCAUGAGUACCCAUGUUUCCUCAGUACUGUCUGCUGCUGUUGCUUUUGUGUUCCCUGCAUACUUAAUGUGAUUUAGCAGCUUUGCAGACAGUUGACUAAUGAGCAGACGCUCAUCUGGAGAGAGUGAUAAGGGCACAUGGGAGAGAAUGGAGUGAAAGAGAAGGAGGAGAGGAGAAGCACAAGGGUGGGCUGAUAGGAUAGAAAAUGUAAGGGGAGAAAAAAUAAAUAAAGUAUGUUUAGCAAAUGGGUUAAUUUUCACUUAUCCAAUUUGUCGAAAAAUCCCUUUUAACAUCUUAAAAUAUUUAAAAUGAGCUCCCCCCCCCUCAGACCUACUACAUGCACGGAUAUGUGAAAUAUCUUCUCAAGAUUCCCCAAAACUAAAAUCAUAGUUUUAUUUUUUUUGUAUCACAUUUUCAGUCCACACAAAUGAAAUUGCCUGAAGGGCUCGCUUUAACCGAAAGCCAUGUUGCUUAUUCAGAGCAGGGAUGUUGAAGAACUACCCACAAAUGCUGCCCUCUUCGUUUUUUUUUUUUUGUUUGUUUGUUUGUUUCCAACUGCUUUCAAUGUUUGUUGGAGCAAAGAUCCGCAAUAAUGUUUCAACCAAAAUGUCUCUUAAGGGUGAAGCGAGUUAUGAAAGCACCAAACUCACUGGAGUUGAAUUUUGAACUUUUAAAGAAAAUUGUUAUGAAGCAAGAUGUAUUUUGUAAUAUUUAUAUCCCUCAUGUAUUUAAGGAGGUCAACUGUAAGUUUAUAUAGAUUCAGAUUUUUUUAAAUUCAGAUUUUUUUUUUGUUUUGUUUUUGUUGCUGUAAUUAUUAAAAAAAAAAGACAAAAGGAUCUUAUCUGCUCUGCUUCCUUGUCUGUUUUCUCUUAUGUCUGUUUUGUUUUGUUUCUCAAGCCAAUCAUCUUCCCUUAGGUGUCUGUUGAUAGCUUUUAAGUCUCUUGCCAUUGUGUUUGCUUGCUGCUAAGGUAAGUGUGAAAUCUGUCUUACUGUGAGGCGAAGGAAAUAAGGGAUUGUGCAUGAGUGAGUUUGGAACAUGUUAUAGCAUCUUCAGCUUCUGAGGAUACACUGAUUGGGAAAACGGCACAGUUUUUUUUCUUUCUUGCUGCAAAAUAAAAAGAAUUGCAUGGCUGUUAAAGCGGAGUUGGGGAAGUCUACUUGUGGAAGUUUAAAUGGGAGAGUGUGAAGUAUUGGAUAGUGUGCAUGCUGGUACUGCUGCUUUCUGUGUCCUUUCUGCACAAAACCUGUGACCUGAUUAAAGUGUCUUUCAGUUCCAGUCCUGCACUACCGUGUCCUGUUGAGCUCUCCGGCUAUCCAUAAAGCACUGCCUGAACUCAAUCUGGUGUGUGAGAGCCGUAGGGAAGAAUGCUGAGAGGGGAUGGGGGUAGUGGGGAGGAGGGAAAAAAAAACCCCCUCCGACUAUGAAGUGUAGGUCUCUCAGGACUGGAGCUGAGAAACAAGAAUAUGAAAUACAAAUCCUUGUCAGUGUGGUGUCGUCUGCACUAAUCUGUAUGCGCAUGUUUAGUCUUGGUGUUUCAGGACAAGAUUUUUCCACAUGCCUAUUUCUAACCUCAUUGUCCUCCAAACCCCACCAGGACUCUCUGUGUCCAGCUCAGCUCAUCCUGGAAGACGAAGGACUCAGCCGUAUCGCUCACACCGUCCAGACUUUGCUGGAGCUGCCUCCAUCCGGACACCGGCGGUGUUCCCUUCAAACUCCUGCUCCAGACACCCACAGCUC